UGGCGACUGCAAUAUAUAAACAAAUGAUUACACAAUAUAUUAGAUAAUCAUUUGUUUUAAUGGUUUUGGCAGUGAUUUUGAAUUACAGUCUGUAUUGUCGUUAUAUUUGUCUUCAUUGCUGACCAUUGAUUGAACACUUGRAGACAUCACAUUAAUAUUGGAUGUGAUGGCUGUUCAAGACAUGGUUUGCGAUGACUUGCAGACAGAAGUGUCGGCACUUCGCGAUCAAAGCAAUGAUCUCAUUAAAGAGUUGUUAGUUUACAAACAAGUUGUCCACUCAUUGGAUCGGAUCCGUUGUUUUGCUGUCAUUCUCAAGAGUCAAUGCAAGUGCGCUCAGACCAAGACAUUGAUCCGCAAGAAUGAGUAUCUAUUUCGUGAAUACGACAGAACCAAACAGCUAUUGGUAGACAACACAUCCGAUGAGGCCAUCAUGCGAUCGAUUGCCGAUAAAUGUCAGUCCAAUGAAGACCAGAUAGAUGUCGAUGAAGACGGUCAGCCAUUUAAACAAACAAUUAGCUAUCGACAAUCAAUUGAUGUCCAGUCGGUGACCAAAAAUAAGAAGAAACAAACAAAACGUGUGAUACGAGCGAUGAAGAGUCAGCCGUUAACCGAUAAAAGUGACACUUCWUUUGAAAUAAACGCAAAGACAUUGCCGACCAACAGGUCAGAAGUUAUUGUCACCGGCAACGGCUUCCGAUGCGGUUAYGAUGACUGUCCAUUUGAAUGUCGGCGUCGCAACACAAUUGAYAAACACAUUAAAUCUUAUCAUUUGACUCCCGACGGACGUCCCUAUCAGUGUGAUGUUGAUGAUUGUCGCAACGCUUUUCGCACUAAAGAACAUUUACGACAACAUAAACUAUCGCUUCAUCCCGAAGUGGUUCCCGACGCCAAAUGGAUUGAAUGCGAAUUUCCUGGUUGUCAAUACCGGACCAAAUCUAGUAACGUAUUCUUUAAGCAUAAGCGCAGUCAUACACUACCAUUUGAAUGUCAUCUCUGCGACCGCCGAUUUCCGACACCGCAACCGUUGGAAUUGCACAUUAAGAUGCACUCCGGUGUCAAAGAGCACGUGUGUCCCUACUGUUCUAAAGCGUACGGUCCGCGUAAGAGUUUGUACGCACAUAUCCAAAGGUGUCACAGCGAYCACGUAUACGACUGUGACGUACCCGACUGUGGCAAACAGUUUCAGACCGAAACACAGCUCCGACUGCAUCGACAGCGUAUGCACGACCCGACAUACGAGCGUCCGGUGGCCUGUAUUUGGGUGGGUUGUGACCGUCGGUUUGAGACCAAUGCUCAGAUGGAGGAUCAUCUGAACAAACAUACCGGCGAACGGUUUCAUGUAUGCAAUCACUGUAACCACUCGUUCACAACCAAAAGCGAUCUCUACUCUCAUAUCUCSAAUCAACAUAAGGACCGGCCGUUUGCCUGCAAUUAUCCCGACUGUAAAUUUAAGGCCGCAUUCAUGAGCCGACUCCGUACUCAUCAAAAACGUCAUGAAAUACAAAAUAAACGGUCAGAAGAUUAA
Molecule: messenger RNA, 1525 nt
Organism: Oppia nitens
Lineage: Eukaryota; Metazoa; Arthropoda; Arachnida; Sarcoptiformes; Oppiidae
Product: zinc finger protein 771-like
Exons: 2
Coding region: 167-1525 (452 amino acids)
Biological process (GO): regulation of transcription by RNA polymerase II
Cellular component (GO): nucleus
Molecular function (GO): RNA polymerase II cis-regulatory region sequence-specific DNA binding; DNA-binding transcription factor activity, RNA polymerase II-specific
Source: RefSeq, a predicted model, not a curated record